UUUUAAAUAUUUUAAAUGGCUGGCAAAAGCAAGAAAAAACGAAAUAGUAAAGAUUCAACGUCCAGUAAUGCAGGCAGUGGUGAGGGCGAAGAGAAGAAAAAGAAGGAAGGCAUUAGUGGCAAGAAAAAAGGGGGCGUGGGCAAGUCCAUUGGCUGUGAUAUAUUCAAUGAUGCAGCAAUGGAGAAUGCCUACUAUGUAUGCCACAAUGUGCAGGAUGUACUGAAAACCCGCGGGUUUCCUUGGCCCGAUGGACAAAAGAAGAAGAAGAAGGGCAAGCGUUGAUCAAAUGACUUAAUGACAAAUUAUUUACUU
Messenger RNA from Drosophila arizonae, 312 nucleotides. RefSeq names its product small lysine-rich protein 1. Lineage: Eukaryota; Metazoa; Arthropoda; Insecta; Diptera; Drosophilidae. The record is from RefSeq and is a predicted model, not a curated record.